UCGUUUUGUUCCCUUGUAUUUUUUGUGCUGUCAAAGAUAUUAAGGAAAAUGUAAUCUGAAGAAUGAAAUGAUGCAAAACAUUUUUCAUUGUGAGGAUACCAGCUGAUAGUAUCAUUUUCUGCAGUAAUAGUAGUAGCAACACAUCUUUAUAGAUAGAUACACCAGUUUGAUUAUAGUGUGUUUAUGAGUAACUUGUGAAAAAUUGUGCCAUAUUACAAUAUGUGUUUUAUAUCUCUUUACAAACUCAAGGGUAAACAUCGAGCAUCAGGUAUAGGGCUUAUACGCUCAAUGAAUUGUGUCCAUCUUUGUUACCGAUGGAAACCAAGCGUGGAAAGAAAUAAUUCUUUGCUACACCAACACACAGUAUGCUUUCGUCUUGACAAAGUGAAAUGAUGCAUAAAAUCACUCACUCAUCAACCUCCGCUUUCCAGGUUUAUUCACUCCCAUCGCUGAGAUAGCAAUUAACACUUUCUUGAUGAGUUUGACAGCAAUCUCUCGUAUAAUAGCCAUCAAGCAAACCCUUCAAAAACCUUCCAGUUGGGCCUCAAAGUGUACCACUCGAUUUCUGUGCAAUUUACACAAUAAAUCCCCAGCAAAGACAGCGCAAUGGCGACACCAGCAACAUGGACAAGAUUAUGACUCUCCAACGAUAGCCCCAUCUUUGUGGAGAUGCCAUAAAGCAGCCAACCAGCAUGGUUUUACGGGGCCCUACUGUGUAAGGUAUCGACAACCAUUAUUCUCAUCCUACCCAUACCAACCCUGUUCUCAGCGAGCCUUUUCGUCAUCGUCGUCAGUGACAGCAGCUCGCCUGUCUCCUACCUCUUUGUUGAAACAAAUACAAAAAAGCUAUGUGCGAGCGCCUCCACCUGUUCGGUUCGCUACAAAAGUAGCUGUGGGGGCAGUUGGGAUAGCCACUGUGCUUUUUGCUAGUCCAUUCAUUCUCGCUUUAUUUGCAUUUGCAGGCUGGCGUCUGUAUCGACAACUCCAAAGACAGCCAAUACCUUUCAUGCCGUUCAGAGAAUUUGAACAACUAUUUAGAAUGCCAGGCAGCAGGUUCAAGGGAGGGAUGCAGAACAGCUCAGUUAUCGAGUCGUUUGAAGCCCAAAUUAAGGAUCAGUUACGCCGAUGGUUACAGCAACAAGGACAACAAGCAUUCGGCAGUACCAUGAAACAUACUGUAUUACAGGAUAAAACGCCGGAAGACUGGGUAGAUAGUUUAGUUAUUGAAGACACAGCUUACAGUCUCUCUUCUGCAUCCAUAGUGAAUGGAUAUGGGGGUCGAGGAAGAUCAAGCAUGAAGAUGCAGUUGACUGUACGGCUUCAAAUGCUCGACACACCCGGACUGGCAGUGAUUGCUAAAGGGAUUUCCAAUAGCAAAAAUGAGCCAUUAUCACUACAGAGCAUUCAAGUAGUCACGUUGAAUGCGGAGGAGAUAGACGUACCGCUGACCACUUCAUCGACUACUUCAUUUCGACAGCAACAGCAACAGGGCAGGGUUUAUGAAGGCGAAUUUCGUGACGUAUGAAAGACUCGGUGCAAAAAAGAAAACUAUCAUGAAUAAGGCAUAUACCCCCCCUCCCAUUUGUCACUUUCAGAAUUGUAACUGAGAUGUUGAAUAAAAAAUUGAAAACCAUUUAUGAUCCGAAUAAAGCCAAGAAAAAAAAAAAAAAAAGUAAAAAAA
Molecule: messenger RNA, 1681 nt
Organism: Mycotypha africana
Lineage: Eukaryota; Fungi; Mucoromycota; Mucoromycetes; Mucorales; Mycotyphaceae
Exons: 1
Coding region: 476-1525 (349 amino acids)
Source: RefSeq, a predicted model, not a curated record